Cariama cristata (Red-legged seriema) is the source of this 732-nucleotide messenger RNA. Its product is annotated as transmembrane protein 43-like. The annotation marks the transcript as partial. The transcript is spliced from 8 exons. Gene Ontology annotation, cellular component: nuclear inner membrane. Lineage: Eukaryota; Metazoa; Chordata; Aves; Cariamiformes; Cariamidae. Gene Ontology annotation, biological process: nuclear membrane organization. The record is from RefSeq and is a predicted model, not a curated record.
UCUUCAUUGCAGGGACGAGCUUUAAGGACAGCCAAAUCUCUUGAUGAGGGACUUUCUCUUGUGAUCCCUCUUGAUAGCAUCCACAGUGUGUCUCAGCAGAAUGAAGGGAGACUGGUGCACUUAGCUGGCACUCUGAGUACAUCUAAGCCUUUGUUUGAUCCCAGCUAUGGGCUCUCCAUCCAGGCUGUCAAACUUAAGCGUAAUGUGGAAAUGUACCAGUGGGUAGAACAUGAAGAUUCCACGGAAUAUGAAGAGAAUGGUGAGAUUAAGAAAGAGACAAAGUAUUCAUACAAUACUGAGUGGAAGUCGGAAGUUGUGAACAGCAGAAACUUUGAUCGAGAAAUUGGACAUAAAAACCCUAGUGCCAUGGCUGUGGAGUCUUUCACUGCUGUUUCUCCUAACGUCCAGGUUGGCAGCUUUGUUCUUUCCAACGGUCUUGUGGAUAAAAUCAAUGACUUCAAGCAGUUGAGCUUGUCACACCUUGAGGAUCCACAUACUGAUGUUACCCGAGGAGGAGAUUACUUUUACCACAGCGAGAACCCCAGGCGUCCAGAAGUAGGAGACCUUCGUGUCUCAUUCUUCUAUGCAGGUCUGAGUGGAGAUGACCCCCAUUUGGGCUCUGCUGAUAAGGUGACUGUGAUUGCUCGCCAGCGAGGCAAUCAACUGGUUCCAUAUCAUACCAAGUCUGGAGAUGUCCUGCAGAUUCUGUACCCUGGGGAUCUCUCUGUGGAG